Acaromyces ingoldii is the source of this 1404-nucleotide messenger RNA. RefSeq lists its product as hypothetical. The coding region runs from base 97 to 1050 and encodes 317 amino acids. The record is from RefSeq and is a predicted model, not a curated record. The transcript is spliced from 2 exons. Lineage: Eukaryota; Fungi; Basidiomycota; Exobasidiomycetes; Exobasidiales; Cryptobasidiaceae.
GGGAAAUGAGGGGGAAAACAGCUCCAAUUACGUCCAUUCGCUGGCCUCUAUAGAAGAUGAAGAAGGAGAAGCGGAUGUGUUCUGAGAGUGAGACAUAUGAGGUUUCGACUGCAAAAGCCCCCGAUUGCGUGUGAAGGCAACGCGUGCUGGCGGAAAGCACGCUUUUGUCCCGUACAAGGUCAAAGCGUCUCUCUACAGCUGAGUCAAACACGAGCGCGGUCCAACCAACACCACCAUUCUCGCUUUCCAUCUCUGUCCCCCAUUUUCGCUCUCCCUCUUUUCUUCUUCCUCUUCUUCUUUUUGUCGUGUCCUGUCCUUGCGUACGGUUGUCCGCUUCAGUGCUCUACGCACACCGCAAAACGCAGCGCAUCAUUACGCAACUGGGAGAGAUCAGAGAUCCAAAAAGGAGCCCAGAGAACCAAAAAAGGAAAUCGGGCCGGCAUCAGCUCGGUCUCUUGCGAAAGUGUAAAAAAAGGAAAAAAGAAAGGAAAUCAGGGGUCCGUCCCUCUGCGCCAACCGUACUACUACAAGUACUACUACAACUACUACUACUGCAGCACUUGGCCUCCUGCCAUUCCUGCACCGCCACGGCUUCGACAUAAUCGAGAGCUCGUUUGUACCUGGCGAGGAGGACCCCCACAUUUCGACAGAGAGGAUCCCUGUUGUGCGAAGAAGGAGGGAGGAAGGGUGCACUUGGGUCUCCGACUUCGCACACGCUACGGCUGCUGCUGCUGCCGUCCACUGCCUCGACGCGCGCUGCACGCCCGCGGACGACAGACGUCAACAACACGCGCGCGCACGCGCACGCUCAAGCACAUCAGCAGCCAGACCUGGCAGCGCGGACAGCACUCCAGCACCGCCGAACGGUGCGAUUGUUCCUGCAGGACCGACAAAUCUUUCUGUCGGCGACAAGAAAGCAUACCCCGCGUACGCUGGCCUCACAGAGCAACCAAGGGCCUUCGAUUGCGGACAACGCUUUCCUUCUGCUCUCCAUCGCAGACUCGGUCUCUGAAAGUUGACCAAGAAGCAGAAGCGACCUUGCGAUGGUGAGUCUCUCCGGAGCGCACGCGUAUCUCUCUUUUCUUUUGCUGUGAUGCUUGCUCCUCGCACGCAUCCUCCGUGCUGCUGUCGAAAUCGCGCUCGCGAAGUGUCCCUCCUACCCUUCCCUGCAAGGGUUGCGGAUCGGGCGCAUUCACGAAGUUGCUGCCCAGGAAGGGGCCCGUGGACCGACGCGCUUUGAUCGCCUUGCACGUUGAACUUGGACGUAAGCCGGGUGACCCCCCCCCCCCUGAAAUCGUUUGCUCUUGGGGCUUUCCCUACACCUGCUUUCUCUCGGCCUUUCCCCUCUUUCUUCCUCUUUCUCAAUCAUCAUCCCUCCAUGUUGAAUGCGAGGCUAACUCUCGC